Cynara cardunculus var. scolymus (artichoke) is the source of this 1304-nucleotide messenger RNA. Its product is annotated as transcription factor MYB61-like. The transcript is spliced from 3 exons. The record is from RefSeq and is a predicted model, not a curated record. The coding region runs from base 95 to 1207 and encodes 370 amino acids. Lineage: Eukaryota; Viridiplantae; Streptophyta; Magnoliopsida; Asterales; Asteraceae. Gene Ontology annotation, biological process: regulation of stomatal movement.
AGCAAACCCUCCUUUUUGGGUGACAAUUCACAGAAAAGUAAUCUUAAAUACAAAAGGGUUUGCCAUCUUUUGUAGAAUCUUCUGCCUCAUCCACAUGGGGAGGCACUCUUGUUGUUAUAAACAAAAGCUAAGAAAAGGUCUCUGGUCCCCUGAAGAAGAUGAAAAGCUUAUCAAGCAUAUCACCAAGUUUGGCCAUGGCUGUUGGAGUUCUGUCCCUAAACUUGCAGGCCUUGAAAGAUGUGGUAAAAGUUGCAGGCUAAGAUGGAUUAAUUACUUGAGGCCUGACUUGAAAAGAGGCACAUUCUCUCAGCAAGAAGAGAAACUCAUUAUUGAACUACAUGCAGUUCUUGGAAACAAAUGGUCACAAAUUGCUGCUCAACUGCCUGGAAGGACAGACAACGAAAUCAAGAACUUAUGGAACUCUUCAAUCAAGAAGAAGCUAAGGCAAAGAGGGAUUGAUCCAAACACUCAUAAACCACUAUCGGAGGUCAACGACGACCAUAAAGCUCCGUCUGGGAGUAACGAGAGGAACUCACAGGGUUCCUACCAAGUCUCCAACCUCGACGAGAAACCAGAACCACCGACGACGGCCAUGGCAGCAUCUUACCCACUCAUUGACAACCCUCCACCUGCAACACACGAAUUCUUUCUCAACAGAUUCGUGACCAGUCACGAGAGAGCAAACAAGCAGCCGGAUUCCCACCACCUCUCGGGAUUCCUCCCUUUCAAUUAUACCCAACAACAACAACCACCACCACCACCACCGCCGGACUCCGGUGAUCUCUUCUUCAACACUGAAUCUAAGUCAUCCUCCGAGAUGAAUCCGGAGUAUUCGAAUACCAUUUCCAACACCCUACUCUCCGCUCCGCCGCUGCCGCGCAGCACCACCAUUUUCCACCAGAAUAAUUGGGGGAGUAGCAAUAAUGGAACCAACGGCGGUUACUUCCAGACGAACAGUGGUGGGUAUCCAUGGGGGUUGACUGAUUGCACCAAAAGCCAAAACCAAAUUAAUGACACUGUAGAUGGCGAACAAGAUUACACCAAGUGGAACGAUCAGUUUCUUCAAGUUCCAUUUUUGAUGGGGAAAUCAUCGAUCGAGGGAAAACCUGAACCCAAUUUCCACGAAUUAUAUCACGGACAGCAAGGUGUGGAUAUAUAUAACAAGCAUUUUCAGAGGAUUUCAACAAGCUACGGACAUUUUUCAUAGAUUUUUCAGUUCAGCGAAUUCAGAAUUCAUACUCGUGUGACCCUUCUAGAGGUUUUCUCUUCUCCUUUUAAUGUAAAUAGGCUCUCCAGAAUUUGUC